AUAUUUCACUGACACAGCGUAAGGGGACAAUGCACCGCAUUUUUAGCUCUAAGUGGUUCAUAUCUGGUGUGUCCUUGGCCGUCGGAGCAGGUGUUGGAGGCUCAUUUGUAGCUUAUAGAGGCGGCUGCGUGAAAUCGGUUGACACAUUCGGUGGUGUUCUUGAUCGAGUACCGGUAAUUCCCAUACCAAGUGUCGACGCGGCAGAGCUAGUACCGUACCAGCAUGGCCAAGUUGUGCAGUCGAAGUCUACGGCGGUAAUGAAAUAUGGAUUUCCCUCGUUAUCCAAUAUCAAGACGCGGGAGUCUUACGUUACUUCUUAUGAUCCCAGGAAUAGGACUGCCGCGUGGGUGAUUGAGCAGCUAAGCCCCGAAACGCUAACGGGAACAUCAGACAGGAAAUUUUGCGAUUUUAAAGAGGAUGAUUCGGUACAUGAGUACCACAGGGCAACUAAUAUGGAUUACAAGGGGAGCGGGUUUGACAGGGGCCAUCUUGCAGCAGCUGCCAAUCAUAAAUGGAGCCAAAAGGCGAUGGCAGACACUUUCUACCUCAGUAAUGUCUCUCCCCAGAAUCCUCAUCUGAACCAAAAUGCCUGGAACAACUUGGAGAAGUACUGUCGGAGUCUUGCCAAACAGUACCAGAAUGUCUUUGUGUGCACAGGGCCGCUCUACCUGCCCAGGCAGGAGUCUGAUGGAAAGAUGUACGUGAAGUACCAGGUGAUAGGAAAGAAUCAUGUUGCUGUGCCCACACAUUUCUUCAAAGUGCUCAUUCUGGAGAAGACGAGAGGAGAGGUGGAGCUGCGCCCCUAUGUCAUGCCCAACAUGCCAGUGGAUGAGAAGAUCCCACUGGAGAGAUUCCUUGUGCCCAUCGAGAGCAUCGAGAGAGCUUCUGGACUUUUGUUUGUACCAAACAUCAUGAAGAGAACAAACACCCUCCAAGCCAUCACAGCAGGACGAGCGUGAAACAUCUCCUGGGGUGUGAUGCACCUCCUUUAGGUUCUCUCUGUCAUAAGGUGAUGUUAGAGUGAUAACUACUGUAUGACACUGUGUAUCACUGGAUGUCUCCCUGUGGGACAGA
This is a messenger RNA of Chanos chanos (milkfish), 1074 nucleotides long. It is a transcript of the gene endog, whose product is annotated as endonuclease G. The coding region runs from base 30 to 959 and encodes 309 amino acids. The record is from RefSeq and is a predicted model, not a curated record. Gene Ontology annotation, cellular component: mitochondrial inner membrane; nucleus. NCBI's taxonomy places the organism in Eukaryota, Metazoa, Chordata, Actinopteri, Gonorynchiformes, Chanidae. The transcript is spliced from 3 exons. Gene Ontology annotation, biological process: apoptotic DNA fragmentation. Gene Ontology annotation, molecular function: nucleic acid binding; metal ion binding; single-stranded DNA endonuclease activity.